Molecule: messenger RNA, 5486 nt
Organism: Chara braunii
Lineage: Eukaryota; Viridiplantae; Streptophyta; Charophyceae; Charales; Characeae
Source: the annotation of a GenBank genome assembly
GGUUGAUGUUGAGAGGUGCUGACUGUUCUGAGUGAAUGUGGGUUCAUUUCCUCCGUGUGUUUCAGGGAAUGGCUUCACAUGGACGAGGCCGCUCCGCUAGUGGUUCCGCCCCGCAUAGAGAGAAGCGUCGAGGGACGACGUCGUCGCCGGCAAGGGAAACGAGUUGGGGAGUUGGAGGUGGGGAGGAAGAAAGACGUGCUCAAAACUUGUGGUGCGACUACAGCAACUGUGUCUGGUAUUUGGACUGGGCGAGCCAGGACGGCUCCGACCCUUUGCAACCACCGUGCGGGCCGCUCUUGUUCGUCGCCGUUCGCGCCGACAGAACGCGUCUCACAGGGUCCAUCGUCCAGUGGGUCGACGACUGCGAAUACAAUUUUAAGUGUACGUUGAAGAAGCAUUAUGGUUCUGUCGAUGGCAUCGCAAAGGGAUGCAAGGUUGCCGGGAGGAUGUUCGGCGGGUACGGCCGUCGUGCGGUGUCUUUGCCUCACUUUGUCCCGCUAGCGCCGGGGCACGACGAGGUCGUUCACGUCACAGACUUCCUCGAGGUCUGGGCGAAAUCUGGUACCUCUGUCAGUGCCGUGGACGUCGGACCUGGAACAUCGAUCAGUGGUCCUGUUGGGUUCGCGGGAGGAGAGUGCUCUGAAGGGGGGAUGGGAGGUCAGGGUGGCCUGCCAGCUACGCCUCCUGAUCAAGAGGUGGGCAUGUCAGACGACUCGGAGGAUGACCAUCCGCAUGCUCCUUUGAAACCGGGCUUGCAGACGGAGUUGAGCCAGGAACGAGAAGCAAGUGGGAACGUUGCUGGUGAGGAGGAGGUGUCCGAGCAGGGGCUGUUCCGUGAGAGAUCGGCUGAAAAGACUCAGUCGGGAGGAAAGCGCAACUUGCCGGAUGAGGAAGAGCGAGAGGGAGUAGGUGCUCUGAAAAGGCAUAGAAAGGUAGGAGGGAGUGCUCGGACGCCAACAACACGAGAGGGCGGUUCCGUUGAGAAGAGGAAAAGGGUUGAAGGUGGGGAUGAAACGCCAAAAGACUUGUCGACACAGCGAAAAACCGGUGAGUCUUCCGGGAAAUGUUCGAAAUCAUCAAGGGGGAAGAAAGCAGACGAGGGCGAUAGCGGGGAGGGGGAUGACGAUAUGAAGAUUAACCUCAAUGCCUUUAACCUCGACAAUGCGUUCCUCCUCGAGAUGCAGAGAGGGGUGCGGAAGGACGUCGUGUUGCACAUCCAUCCCGAAAGAAUAUUAGCUAUUCUUGACUGGGAAGACGCGUACAACCACCGAUCCUUGGACGAGUUCCUCGUUGAUACCAUCGCGUCGGCUAUGAUCGACUGCUACGAACGCAAAGACAUGAGAUACACGAAGCCCAUUUUCGUUCUCGCUCCGAUCGUCGCGCCUCCAGGGAACGGCGAGCCUGCGGUGCGCGUGCUGCCUGCUGACUUCGACAGCUCACACCCGGAGAAAUACAGGUAUUAUCGUGUGUGUGGACAGCAUAACGCGAGGGCGACGAUGAUUGUGAAAUACCAUCCCGUGUUUGAUUACUACAACUUCUGUAAAUGGCCGUUCAGACCGAUCUACUUCCCUGACGACGAGUUCGACGACUACGCCCAUGCCAGCUGCGAAGACAACAUGAAAGACAAGAAGAAUCCACCGCGCUUGCAGGUUUUGUCUAUGCGAGACAUUCGCAAUAUCUGGAAAAUUAAGGGCAAACCGCGUAAGACGCCGUACACGCCUAUCUGGAACCUGUCAACGGAAGCAAAGAAAAGAAAGGAACGGGCUGAGAAACUUCGAUACUACCUCCCGCUGGCCAUAGCAGAUGACUCCGUCUUCGAUUUGGGGUUGAAGUUCUAUGAGGAGUGGUCGAAAGGGAAACUCCUUGCUUUCGACGACCAGCAUUGGAUUGAAAAGCCGCCCCCCCGUGAGGAGGUGGCCAAGCCAGGACUCUCCAGAGUGACUGACAGCCAGGGGCUGAAGAAACACGUCUGGUACGUGAAGGUGGGUGACCCGUCGUUGAAAAAGGGCAGGGGGAAGCCAAAGAAAGGCGCGGAGGAGAAAACUUUCUACGUCCAGGUUCCGGAGCUGGAUGUCCACUGCGGGAAAGAAAUGGUGGACUUGACGGACCGCGAGAAGAAAAGGCUGUUGAACGGCGUCUUGAACCUUAACGUCUUGUGGCUUCAAACGAGUAGCAAGAAGUUGGCCGAGCAGGGGAAGUUCAGUGUCAAGGAGAUGGUCAACAUAAUAAAAAUAGACCGGAUUAUGCUGAGGCUGUGGCACUACGUGGAGUUCAAGUACGAGGAAAUAGAUAAGCGGGAGUGGAAUGCCAACUCCACGUUCUUCAGGUCCAAGAAGCAACUGUUCGAAGAGUUCAAGGAUAGAGGUCUCGACGACAAGCUUUGGAACGAGAGCAGGAAAUUUUUCACAGACACCACAUACGUCAACAAGUGCCCUCAGUUUCUCGGGUGUCAACACGACAACAACAUCAAGAGAACGACGGCCCUCGUCAACGACCAGCAUUUCCCGGCGGAGUGGAAGCGUGUCGUCCUUUCGGUAAUCACUGGAGAUCGCGCCAAAGGCAAAAAAAGCCCUCGGGGCGUUGAUGAAUGCAUCAAGAUUAUGUGGACAAGGACAAGCGCCUUGACGACGCUGGCCCAGUUUAACGUCGACCCAUUGAGUGUCAUAGAUCAUAAGGAGGUGCUGGGAAAACUAGGGCAUCAGCUACGCUCCCACACUUGCGUGCUCGACUUAUGCGGUACUGUGGACCGUGCGCAAUGGGACUGGGGCAUUCGCGUCUCUGAGAAACAAAAAGUGACACCCACGGAUGUGGAGGAGAAAUCUUUCAAGUCCUUGACUUUCGCGGACAUCGGAAACCUCACCCAGAGGGGGGCUCUGUACAAGGACGGCGAGCGGAAUCCGAAUCAGUUGUGCAAUCAACUUCUUUUCUUCUAUGGUGUGGCGGAUGCCGUGCUGUUCUUGGGCAAGCCGCACGCGCAGGUGGUGUGGAGUCUGCUUCAGCAGGGAAGGGACGUCUUGGCCGUGGAUGGGGACACAACGCAGCUCGAAUACACCAUGCAGUAUGUCACCCAUGAAGUGUUGUCCAAGGCUUACCCAUGCGAUUUCCACCAUGUCGUCGUCGAGCCUGUUUAUGACCCGAACAAGGACAUGUUCUUCAAGUUGACUCCGAAGAAAAGGCGCCAGGUCUACUCCUUCCUUUACGGUGAACAACCAAGGUUGAGAUUUGGCCCGCAGUACGUGGUGCGGAAGAAAGUCGCUAUUGCGGUCCUCCAGGGCUACCAUGGAGCGAGUCGGGCCGGCGCUGUGAGCUUCAUUAAGAGGCUGGAAUAUGUCUUUUUUAACGAGGAUGUUGUCGAUCCGGCCAACUUCACUUUGGAUAAGUACAAGAUGGCAUUCGGUGAGGAGGACGACUUCAAUAUCGAGACUGAGCAGGAGGAGAGCGUUGAGGACGACCUCUUCGAUUUGGACGGGCAAUUGGUCAUCUUCAACGCCCAAGUUUCUGAGUCGCCAUCAGUAUGCAAACCGGGGACACCUCUCGCUACACCUACCUCGGGCGGUCCCACGCCCUUGUCCUCCUCAGCGCCUGUCAAGAGGGAUGGGUUGUCCCGUCUGAGGGGUUCGCAGGGGGAGCCUAUUCGUCUCACGCCGCAGCCCGAACGUCUUCGACCCGGCCGUCCAGUUCCUCCGGACCAUCCGCAUCUCAAGGCUCCUGCGACUCCCUUCCACAUGAGCGACAAACACACCUUCUCCACAACCGAAGAUUGGGGCCAUGAUAUCGUGUGGCACCCAUACCAUUUCCAGCCAGUCCUUCUCGACGGCGAAUGGGCAGUGGCUGUGAGGGACGUAAGUGGAGGGUGGAUAUAUGACGAUCGUUGGGACCUCGAGACAUUCGAAUCUCGCGCCUACGAUGCGGUAUUGGAGAGAUUAAGUGAGGUCAAUCGACGAAGUAAGGACGACCCUGCUCUUCGCGAAUACGGCGACACGCUGUUCGAGUUAUUGCAGUCAAAUAAAUGGCAAGAAGUGUCCUCCGCGUUAUACACCCUUCCGUCAAGCCCGUCAAUUAAGCAAGUGAGUUGGGAGUUGCCUGAGGUCACCCCACCGGCAGGAGUUGUGAAGCGCAAGUCUCGCGGAAAGGACGGCGACGGGGAUGGUGAAGGCGGCGGGCAACGAGGUACCGGAGGUGGAAGUGAACAGCGUUCGACGAAACAGGGGUCUCCGGGGCACGCAGGCGGCGGAGAGGGGAAGAAGGGCAGCCGGGAGAAGAAAAAGCCUCACAGCGGAGAGAAGACGAAGCAUCACAGAGGAGACGGGCAGGGGUACGAUGUCGACCGCGACGAGGAAGAUGGGGUUCUGGCGGUAACAGGCAGCACCUCAAUGGAGACGGGGAACGACUUGAGGCCUGGGUGUAUUACGCGGCCUGGCGAGCAGGACCCUGUGAUUAGCUCCACCAGCGAAACACAGUUUGUCGAUGCGGUUGGCGGGGCGGGUGUCGCAAAGCAUGGAACAUGCUUCGCUCAACUCCAAAAACGGUUGGCGGAUUGUCUCGGAUCAAUCGGAACCUCGGAGACGACGUCGUUGUCCGGAACUCAGUGCCUUUCGGGAAGCGAGACGACAACAUACCACGGGUGCGGCAGCGACAAGCUGGAACCGUGUUCCGUUUCGCCUCAAAAGGAAGUUCGGAUUAAUCCGAACCGCGAAGGCCGUGCCAUCGAGGGAGCACAACUAUUUACAGAACUCAAACGGGUGGUCUGGGUUUUCGAAAACCUUGGCGACGAAAUUCGGAUUCAUCUGAACCAGGAAGUCGUGUCUGCCAUGACAGACGAUCGGUGUCAAGAUGCAGUAAUGCUGUGCGUGGAAGCCCACAAGGAGCUGCAGGCGGACUGUCCGACUGAGGGACUUCAACUGGCAGGCGUUGAGGGUUGUCGACUACUGACGACUUUGGACAAGGACGAUUCCGCCGACGACCAAUUUGAUCCGACAGAUAGCGACGUCGGGAUGGAGCUACCAGUUCAGCCGGGAUACGACGAUCCCUUGUACUCCGCCCUUCACAACGAGGCAAUGGGUGAGGACGUUCUGAAGAAGGCCUCUGACGCUGUUGGAGAUAGAUUUCUCUAUUUGAGUGACGACGACAAAGACACAGCGUACGGGGAUAAGAAGUUAAGGGGGGUAGAGGUGUUGUUGGACAUCCAUGGGAUAUUGAGUCCAACACAAUACGACACAGUGACAAUGGAGAAGACACAACCUGUCGAUGUUGUGGACGUCGACGCUCUUUGUCCGGAGACGAAUAUACCGUCUACAGUCAUCGAUGCCGACAUCUCGAGCCUGUCAAGUUUCCCUGUGGGUUUGGAGCACGUCGUCGCCGUGUCGACGCGUGCAUGGGUGCCAAUCGUGCUGGGACUGCCGUCCGUGGGCUCUAGUGAAGUGGUAGCUAGGCCUGGUAAGCACUGACUUUCUCUGCUUUCUUUCCGCUCGUUAGCCCAUUCGUGA